CUUUUUCAAGAUGGACUUCUACCUGCGAUGUAACUCUCUCAAGUGCCGAGCGCAGCUGAAAGAGAGAGCGGUCGUUACUACAUGCUCACAUAUCUUUUGUCUCCACUGUGCAGGAUGCCUCGGACUUUCCCAUCCUACCGCCGAUGAACGUCGCUGUCCAGCAUGUCAGACCGUCCUCAUCAACCCCGACGACGCCGUAGCGACUGUCCUGAACCCAACCGAAGACUACAAGACCAGCGUGCUGAGUGGGCUGGACCCGAACACCAUUAUGGAGUGCGCUGGACGGGCCCUACUCUUUUGGACGUAUCAGACAACACAAGAGAUCUUCUACCAGGAGUUCCUCGCAAAGACACUGACAGAGAAGUACGCUACCCUCAAUGCCCAAAUGGACAAGGUCAUCCACAACGCCAACUCGGAAAUCUCGACGCUACAAGCCCGGAUCUCAGAUAUGCAGGCGACACAGGAUCAGCUUCACAAGAAGAACCAAGAGCUGGUCGACAUGUAUCGCGAGAAGUGCAAGAAGUUUGCUCAGAUGACAAACCUAUAUAACCUACUCAAGUCCCGGGCCAUGCGAUCGCAAAUGCAGACCGCGGCAUCGGAUACCGUAUCCCAAGCGUUGAAUUCUCUUGCUGUUUCGCGUGGUGACCAGCCAGUACUUGUACCUAAACUACCGGGAGCUUCAGCACUGCCUCAGACUCCGUCGACUCGACAGUCUAACACAUAUCCCGUCAGCCAGGAGGGCGUGGAGCAAUUGGAUCGUCACCAGCGAAGCGGCACUGGGAGCUCCAAGGGCGCGAAGCAAAAGGCUGAUAUGGCCGCGAUGCCGCCACCUCCAAUCCGCCAGAUAGGUAACCCGAGGCAAAAUGAAAUACCAGCUGCAACACCACAACACCGGACGCGUCUCGGGGGGUCUAGUCGUCCUUCGACGGGAAAGUCACAGCUACCUCACGAUAGCGUGAUGCUGGAGCGAUUUGGAACAAAAUUAAACCCGAGACAUGGGUUUAUCAACACGCACGGGUCGGUAGAUAGAGGUGCCACGGGCAUGCCACUUCCUGGUCAAACAGGAGGUGCUACGGAACAACCUGGGAUGAGAUCAAUUUUUGACAAUACGAUUCUAUGAGUAAUUGCGAGAUUGUGCUAUGCUAUAUGCGCGGUGAAAAAGGUACACUGUUUUCUCAACUAUUCUUUCCUGGUGAAAGUAUGGAUGUCAUUCUAUAUAUAUGGG
Messenger RNA from Aspergillus heteromorphus CBS 117.55, 1225 nucleotides. RefSeq lists its product as uncharacterized. The record is from RefSeq and is a predicted model, not a curated record. Gene Ontology annotation, molecular function: ubiquitin protein ligase activity. Lineage: Eukaryota; Fungi; Ascomycota; Eurotiomycetes; Eurotiales; Aspergillaceae. Bases 11 to 1120 code for a protein of 369 amino acids. Gene Ontology annotation, biological process: reciprocal meiotic recombination. The transcript has 5 exons. Gene Ontology annotation, cellular component: synaptonemal complex.